Molecule: messenger RNA, 1533 nt
Organism: Fonsecaea multimorphosa CBS 102226
Lineage: Eukaryota; Fungi; Ascomycota; Eurotiomycetes; Chaetothyriales; Herpotrichiellaceae
Exons: 9
Coding region: 1-1533 (510 amino acids)
Source: RefSeq, a predicted model, not a curated record
AUGAAGACACACGCCACGAUGAUCAAUCCUCUGACGGCCGACUUGCGAGAGCUCCAGAGCGCACUCGAUAGUGGAGCCUUGCAAAGUGUUGAUCUGGUGCGGUUGUACACAGAUCAGAUCCUGAAACAUGACGGCUACCUGAAGGCCAUGAUCAAGUUCAAACCGUUGCAGAGAGUCGUCAGAGCUGCGGAGAUGCUUGACAAAGAGCGAUCUGAAGGGAAAAUCCGAGGGCCUUUGCAUGGCAUCCCCAUUGUCAUCAAGGACAACAUUGAUACUCACCCUGACCUUGGCUUUCAGACGACUGCCGGGAGCUACGCACUGGUGGAUUCCUGGCCACGACAAAAUGCCAGAAUAGUCGACCUGCUGAUUGCCGCCGGAGUCAUCAUAAUUGGCAAGACGAACCUGAGUGUAUGCGAUCCGUGUGCCAUCGUAGGCGAAAACAUAAUAAGUGGUUACUCUGCUGUCGGCGGCCAAGUCCAGUCUGCCUAUGUACGCGGCAAGGUCGACCCAGACGCUGGUAAGGACAGCCACAGCAAUCCUUCUGGGUCAUCUUCUGGCUCGGCUGUUGCAGUUUCGGCAGGCUACAGUCCUUUCUCCAUCGGCACCGAGACCGACGGCUCGCUCAUUCUGCCUGCUGGCAGAGCGGCCCUGUACACGAUCAAGCCCACAAUCGGCCUCGUCCCACAAGCUGGGAUUGUGCCUAUUUCGUCCAAUUUCGAUUCAGCCGGUCCCAUGGCCAAGACUCCCUAUGACAUGGCCGUGCUCCUUGAUGCGAUUGUCGAUCCUGAGCGUAAACCUUCACAAAGCUACACUUCUGCACUGACAGGGAGCUGGAGUGACAUUUCUGUUGCGACGCUGGACCCCGAAGUGUGGGACUUGCCGGAUACCUGGUUACGCCCAGUCGAGAAUGCUACGCAGCAAAUGAACCGAGAGAUCCGCCAGGCAUAUGCCAAAAUUGAGACAUUGGCCAAGUCGUACGCAGGCAGUGUGCCUUUGAUCCGUCCCGAUGCCUUUAAGCUGAACGGCCAAAAGAGCGAGGUUGUGGUUGUAGCAGCCGACUUCGUGCGGAAUAUCAAUGCCUAUCUCGAAACCCGAGUCAAUUCCACGGUUCGCAACCUCCAGGAGCUCAUAGAGUUCAACGAACGACAUGCCGAGAUGGAACUUUCUCCCUAUUCUCCGAACCAAGAACGACUCACACGAGCGUAUCGACAAUCAAUCACCGCGGACGAGUACAACGCGCACUUCGAGCACCUCCGACGUGUGGCGCGUGAUCAGGGGAUAGAUUUCAUCCUCGACACGUAUGGAGUCGACGUGAUCAUGGCACCGGCGGACAGCCUGCUGAUUUCCUACGCGGCCUGCAGCGGAUAUCCAAUUGCUACAUUGCCACUGUCAUAUCUCGACUACAAUGGCAGACCGUUCGGGCUUUCGGUAGUGGCGCGUGCUCACCAGGAUGCGCUGUUGAUCAGGGUCCAAAGUGCCUGGGAAGCUACAUUUGGCCCCCGAAAACCGCCUACAGACAUGAAUGGUGCAUGA